UUUCCAGCUAUAUGAAGAUCAAAUUUAGCACGGGUCUCCAAAUCAAACACAGCUAAUUAUUAAGCUCAUACUAAGCUAUAAUCUCGCGUUAAGACAGACGUUUUCCUGUGUGGUCGAUCGUAUUGGAUUCUCAACGAAUGUAUUAGUUAUAUUGUGUAUCAUUCUUGUCUUGGCCGUUGAAUUGUAUUUAUCAGCAAUGAAUGUGGUAAUUUGCUUAACGAUAUUGUGUGGUACGUACGUGUCGGCUGGAAUUGUGACUGUGCAGCAACCAAAACAACUUACUGGACUAUGGAAUACAUUGGAUAAACAACAGCCAAUACUGGCUGCUCAUCGUGGCGAAAAGGUCUUAAUGCCUGAACAUACAGUCGGUUCAUAUGAAUUCGCCGCUAUAGAAGGUGCCGAUUACGUCGAACCGGACUUAGUGCUCACACAGGAUGGUCAUUUGGUUUGCUUCCAUGACUUGUCCCUUCGUUCCGGCACGAAUGUAGCUGAUUUGCCACAAUUUGCCGAUAAAAUUGGCAAUUUGACGAUUCAGAUUGGUGGAGGAUUCAAUCAAACCAUCAACAAUGAUUGGUUCAUUCAUAAUUUUACGCUCGCUGAACUGAAACAGUUACGCGUGAAACAGCUGGUGCGAGGAAUUCGUCCACAAUAUUUUAACACUUUGUUCGAGAUACCAACUUUCUCGGAAUACUUGAAUGUGAUUCAUAAAAUGUCCUAUUUGCAGAAUAAAUCCGUAGGUGUAAUUCCUGAGCUCAAGGACCCAGCAUUCCACAAUGGACUCUGGCCGGGAAGCUAUUAUAUGGAAAAUCUAUUACUUAAUACUCUGAGAGACUAUGGUCAUCCAAUUAGACAAGGAGACGUACCCAAGUGUAACUAUACGAACAACGGCAACGUGUUCGAUAUCACAUGUGGACAUGUGAUUAUCCAGUCGUUUGAAAUGGAUUGUAUCAAAUACUUACACCAAUCGCUUGGCGAUGGAUCCCCCAUUGAUUUACUUAAACUGGUCAGUAUUCAGAAUUACGAGGAAUUGACAUACGAUGGAUUGAAGGAAGUUGCCGGUGUGGCGCAACAUAUACACAUCGGAAAGGAAUAUCUCUACACUGGAAUCGAAGUUGCUCUGCAAAGCUAUAACUACGAUCAAGAGCGUAUCGCCAGUCUGGGCGGAUUCGUACCACCGGAAGAUAUUGUUAAGGAGUGCCAUGCACUCAACCUCAAAGUAGGUAUUUACACGAUAGUCGACUCGCAUGAGAGAAGUAACCGAGGAUGCGCUAUUCAAUGUGAACCUGACGAUAAGGAGAAAGAAUUGUUUUACUACUUUGAGAUGGGCGUUGACGGUUUCUUUGUGGAAAACGUUCCCGAAGCUGUGAUAAUACGAAUGAAAUUCGAUCAUCAACUACAAAUAGAGGCACUGACUAGUUCGGGAAGUCGGCUCAUCGGUUUCGGAGGGUUUGUCAUUGUAUUUAUGAACUUCAUUCGGAUGCUGAUGUUGCACUAGAAAUUAAUUGUGCAAAGGUCGAAAGGUCGCAACCGUUCGCUUCCAUUUUGACUCCAAUUUUUACAUCGAUGAACACAACCGUUCAUUGUUGCUCUAAGAUUAAGUUGUUCGUCCAAUAAAUUCAACGAAAAAAA
Bradysia coprophila is the source of this 1629-nucleotide messenger RNA. RefSeq lists its product as uncharacterized. Gene Ontology annotation, biological process: lipid metabolic process. Gene Ontology annotation, molecular function: glycerophosphodiester phosphodiesterase activity. The record is from RefSeq and is a predicted model, not a curated record. NCBI's taxonomy places the organism in Eukaryota, Metazoa, Arthropoda, Insecta, Diptera, Sciaridae.